CCAGUCUGGUUCUCAUUCGUAUGCAGGGCUGCAGACCAGUCCAGGGGAAAAGCAGUUUUGUUCUGACGGCCAUCAGAGGUCAUAGAAAUAUUUGUGCUGGAACACUUUAGCUGGAUUUUUGUUGCAACAAAAAGUAUUCACAAUGGGUGUGUGGACAAGAAUUAUAAUCGUUUUACAGUUCAUUUUACAGUUCCUUGUAACAGUGAAGGCUCAAGGAAUUGUUUAUGAUCUCCUGGUGUCACCGGAUUGCUUACCUGAGCUUUUGCAAGGAGGAAUACAAGCAAAGAACAUGGACAGCGUUUUUAUUCUCGCAACCCUAAAGCUGCAGAACAGAGCUCCAACACGGGUCUUCCGCAUCUUUAAUGCUGCAGAUAACACUGACUAUUUUGACUUCAGUGUUCAGGAAAAACACAACAGAGUCACAAUGAAAUAUCUGAAAAGCAAUGGAAAGCUGGGAUCAACCAAUUUCGCUAAAGUGUCACUGGCGGAUGGACAACAACACCACAUAUUGAUCCACUUCAGUGGACUGCAGCAGGGUACCCCCUCCAUGGCACUCUAUGUGGACUGCAAACUAGUGGAGAGAGUGCAGGAUGUGCCGUUGGCCUUUAAAACACUGCCCCCAGGCCCAAAACGAGUGACACUAAAGACCUUGCCAACCUCAGCCCAGGAUAAGCUGUCAGACCUCAAACUUGUGCUCGAUGAGUCUAUUGAAAAUGUUGUGGAACUUCAGGACUGUAACACCCCGGAGACGAUUGCACAGAAUGAACAGAUAAAAUACAAAGAUCACCGGGAACAGAGGGAAUCAUUGCAGUUACUUGGAACAACCUCAAAGAGGGAAGCUGGUCCAAUGUUUGAGCUUAUGCAGAUGAUCCAAGAGCUGAAAGUGAAGGUUGAUCAGCAGAUCAAAGAGACCACUGACCUGAAAAAGACUAUCUUGGAGUGUGUUCCAUGCAAUGAUUCAAUAGGUAAGGGCAAAGCAGUAGGACUACAGAAUAAACAAGGGUCCAAGUGUGGACCAGGAGUCUGUUUUAAGCCAGGCAUGUGUACUGAAACAGCUGAUGGCGUGGAGUGUGCACCCUGUCCUGAGGGCUACACUGGAAAUGGAGUCCAGUGUGAUGAUGUUGACGAGUGCCGAUUCAACCCAUGUUUCUCUGGUGUUCGGUGUAUUAACACUGCACCAGGGUUCAGAUGUGAGAGGUGUCCUCGAGGGUUCACUGGUCCAGAGAUCCAGGGCGUGGGCGUUGACUAUGCUAAGUCAAACAAGCAAAUCUGUAAAGAUAUUGAUGAGUGCCAGGUCGAUAAUGGUGGUUGCACACCCAAUUCAUACUGCCAUAACACUGUGGGUGCAUUCCACUGUGGGAACUGCAAGACUGGAUUCAUGGGUGAUCAGAGAAGUGGCUGCAAAAGAAUUGGCCCAGGACCUGCUCCUGAAACUGACAGGCUGUGUGCUAACGGGCUGCCAAAUCCUUGUGACAUCAAUGCAGAAUGUGUGGUGGAAAGAGACGGGAGUGUAAGCUGUGUGUGCGCCAUUGGCUGGGCAGGAAACGGCUACGUCUGUGGAAAGGACACGGACAUUGAUGCCUAUCCAGAUAGCAGACUUCAAUGCAGAGAUGCAAUCUGCAAGAAGGAUAACUGUGUAUUUGUUCCCAACUCGGGCCAAGAAGAUGCUGACAGAGAUGGGAAAGGAGAUGCUUGUGAUGAGGAUGCAGAUAAUGAUGGCAUCGUCAAUAAUCAGGACAACUGCUGGUUGACACCUAACAUAAACCAGAAAAACAGUGAUAAAGAUCUCCAUGGUGACGCUUGUGAUAACUGCAUACAUGUAGAGAACCCAGACCAGCGUGACACAGACAAGGAUGGACUGGGAGAUGCCUGUGAUGAUGACAUUGAUGGAGAUGGUUUGAAGAACAUUCUGGAUAACUGCCAGAAAGUUCCCAACCCUGACCAGAAGGACAAAGAUAAUGAUGGUGUGGGUGAUGCAUGUGACAGCUGCCCUGAGGUCGCAAACCCCAACCAGUCUGAUGUUGAUGAUGAUCUUGUGGGAGACACUUGUGACACAAACACUGACAGUGAUGGAGAUGGUCACCAGAACUCCAAAGACAACUGCCCCAAUGACAUUAACAGCUCUCAGUUAGACACUGAUAAGGACGGGCUUGGGGACGAGUGUGAUGAUGACGAUGAUAACGAUGGCAUCUUGGAUGAUAACGAUAACUGUAGACUGGUGUUUAACAUAGACCAGAAGGAUGAAAACAAUGAUGGGGUGGGUGACGCCUGCACUGGAGACUUUGACAAAGAUCACGUGAUUGACAGGAUUGACACAUGUCCUGAGAAUGCAGAGGUCACUCUGACAGACUUCAGGGCCUAUCAGACUGUGGUUCUGGAUCCAGAGGGCGAUGCUCAGAUUGACCCCAACUGGGUUGUUCUUAAUCAGGGUAUGGAGAUCGUCCAAACCAUGAACAGUGACCCAGGACUUGCUGUUGGAUACACAGCAUUCAGUGGUGUGGACUUUGAGGGCACCUUCCAUGUGAAUACAGUGACUGAUGAUGACUACGCAGGCUUCAUCUUUGGUUACCAGGAUUCCUCCAGCUUCUAUGUGGUGAUGUGGAAGCAGACAGAGCAGACAUACUGGCAGGCGGUACCCUUUAGAGCCGUGGCUGAGCCUGGCAUUCAACUUAAGGCUGUUAAAUCUAAAACAGGUCCAGGGGAGUUCCUGAGGAAUUCUCUGUGGCACACUGGAGACACAAAUGACCAGGUGCGUUUGCUGUGGAAAGACCCUCGUAAUGUGGGCUGGAAGGACAAGGUGUCCUACCGCUGGAAUCUGAAGCACAGGCCUCAGGAGGGAUACAUCAGAGUAAAGUUCUAUGAAGGUUCUGAAUUGGUAGCGGACUCUGGGGUUGUUAUUGACACCAGUAUGAGAGGCGGCCGUCUCGGGGUGUUCUGCUUCUCACAGGAAAACAUAAUCUGGUCCAACCUGAGAUAUCGCUGUAAUGAUACAAUCCCUGAAGACUUUAAUGAGCAUAGAGCCCGGCUGUAAAGAAACCAAGAAGAAACAAGAGCAAAUAUGUACAAACACAUUUAAAUGUUGUCAUUCCAGCUAAAAAUUGCUGAGCAACUCUGAUGUUUUGGGUACCCUUAUCCCCUUAAAACCUGGAACAUUUACUGACAUUUGCAUUCUAGAUCGAAUAUAGUUUUAUAGCUGCUGUAUUUACUCCUUUCGCACUCCUGCAGUAAGCAAAAUAGGGUAACACUCAUUUGCAGUGUAAAUAUGUUUUAUUAGAUAAGUGAUGAUAGGCGGGAUAGAGUGAGUUUUAGUAGUGCUGUUUUCUUUGAAAUGCACUUCAACAAAUUAAACAUUACAUACACAUAAACAUCCAAUAAAAUCUAAUUUUUCAGGAGGAAAAUAAUCAUACUGUACACAAUUUUAUUAAUUUGCCAUUUAUUUUAUUUAAAGAACCGGCAAUACCAAUAAAAACACUCAAAAGAAUGCAUGUUUGAU
Myxocyprinus asiaticus (Chinese sucker) is the source of this 3493-nucleotide messenger RNA. RefSeq names its product thrombospondin-4-B-like. Gene Ontology annotation, cellular component: extracellular region. Gene Ontology annotation, biological process: cell adhesion. The coding region runs from base 143 to 3031 and encodes 962 amino acids. Lineage: Eukaryota; Metazoa; Chordata; Actinopteri; Cypriniformes; Catostomidae. Gene Ontology annotation, molecular function: calcium ion binding. The transcript has 21 exons. The record is from RefSeq and is a predicted model, not a curated record.